AUGAAUAUCGGAACCCUAGACAUCCAUCACGAUGCGUCAAGAGCAUGUCCCCAAGAGUGUUUGGACGUCCCUAGAACAUUUCCCUCCGAUGGCUUCAAGCUGCUAGACAGCCUCGAGAAGGUGGAAGAAGAAGAUUGGGACUGGUACAGCGCAGAGGCUUAUUAUCCCGUCCGUAUAGGCGAUACUUUCCAGUCACGGUACCAGAUUGUUGGAAAGCUGGGAUAUGGAGCUCAUUCUACAGCAUGGCUCAGUCGAGAUCUUCAGUAGGUAUUGUCUCGAUACAGUCGCUGGACCACGCUGACCGAAAGUCACAGUGCACACCGAUUCGUUGCCCUGAAGGCCUGCGAGCGAGGAAGUCCGUCUGCCGAACGUGAGCUGGCUGCGUAUCAGCAGCUGGAAUCUCUCACCACGGAAUAUCUGGGUGCAUUGGUCAUUCGGCAGCUGCUUGACAGCUUCACCAUCAGAGCAUUUGGUCAUGAGUACCGAUGCAUGGUCCACGAGCCGCUGGGAAUGAGUGUCGAGAUUCUGCAGCAUUUGAUGCCCAAUCAACAGCUGUCCGAGGAUGCUCUCUCAAGUCUGUGCUCAAGUACCUUUUGCUGGCGCUGGACUGUUUGCACAGUGAAGGCAAGAUGGUCCACACAGGUAACACGACUCCCCUCCACGAAUUGCGAUUCCUGACGCAUGGCAAUAGACUUACAGGCGUCGAACAUUCAUUUCCGUGUCGGAGACGACAGUAUCUUUGAUGACUUCGCAGAGGCAGAGAUGGACAAUCCAAUCCCUCGCAAGGUCGACGGAGAUCGAGUCAUAUACGAAUCCAGAGGACUCAAGAUGCCCAAAAAGACUGGCCCUCCCGUGCUUUGCGAUUUCGGCGAAGCUCGCUUGGGCAGGAGCUCCUACACCGAUGAUAUACAGCCAUAUGUCUAUCGAGCGCCCGAGGUCAUCCUCGACAUACCCUGGUCGUAUGAGGUCGAUAUCUGGAACGUAGGAGUCAUGGUAUGCCACGACACGUCCGUGCUAUGAAUCGAAAACCACUAAGACUGACACAUCACAGAUCUGGGACCUCUUCGAAGGCCGACAUCUCUUCCGCGCUCGCGGCCCCAACGGCGCUCGAUCGAGCGAGUACCACCUUGCCGAGAUGGUGGCGAUUCUCGGCCUGCCACCUGCAGAGUACCUGCGGCGCACCCCAACUUCACGCAAAUACUUCGACGACCAUGGCGCUUGGAAAGCUGCGGCUGUUGUUCCGGAAACCUCGUUGGAGACGAUCGAAACGCGUUUGAGUGGCGACAACAAGGCGGCUUUCUUGGCUUUUGUGCGCAAGAUGCUGCUGUGGUGUCCUGAGAGGAGAUAUACCGCUAGGCAGCUUCUUGAUGAUUCCUGGCUAAAUUCGUGA
This is a messenger RNA of Lecanosticta acicola, 1390 nucleotides long. NCBI's taxonomy places the organism in Eukaryota, Fungi, Ascomycota, Dothideomycetes, Mycosphaerellales, Mycosphaerellaceae. The record is from the annotation of a GenBank genome assembly.